Syzygium oleosum is the source of this 1518-nucleotide messenger RNA. Its product is annotated as methanol O-anthraniloyltransferase-like. The coding region runs from base 35 to 1429 and encodes 464 amino acids. The transcript is spliced from 2 exons. NCBI's taxonomy places the organism in Eukaryota, Viridiplantae, Streptophyta, Magnoliopsida, Myrtales, Myrtaceae. Gene Ontology annotation, molecular function: acyltransferase activity, transferring groups other than amino-acyl groups. The record is from RefSeq and is a predicted model, not a curated record.
AAUUUUCUAAGUUGUUCAAUCCACCAUCACAAAAAUGGCUUCACCACCACCUUCUUCUCCAGCACUACUAUCCGUGAACCGUCACAAGCCGGAGCUGAUCUCCCCGUCGGGAGUGACUCCGCGCGAGCUCAAGCUCCUAUCAGACAUGGAUGACCAGGAGGGUCUUCGCUUUCAAGUUCCCUUCCUUCUCUUCUACCCAAACAGGCCCCCGAUGAGAGGCCGAGAAGACCCGGCGAGAGUCGUCAAGGAAGCGCUCGGGAAGGCGCUCACGUACUACUACCCGUUGGCCGGGCGGAUCCGGGAAGGGCCGAACCGUAAGCUCGCGGUGGACUGCACCGGCGAGGGGAUCCUGUUCGUCGAGGCUGACGCCGACGUCAGCCUCGAGGAGCUCGGCGACUCCAUGAGGCCGCCAUGUGCCUUCGUGGAUGAGGUGUUGUGCGACGUUGCCGGGUCAGGCGGCACCGUUGGGUGCCCUCUGUUGUUGGCUCAGGUGACCCGUUUGAAAUGCGGGGGCUUCAUCCUCGGACUCCGACUUAAUCACACGAUUAGCGAUUCCCUCGGACUCAAACAAUUCCUAGAGGCGGCCGCGGAACUCGCACGAGGCUUGCCUGCACCGUCUCGGCGGCCCGUCUGGCGGAGAGAAAUCCUCUACGCCCGAGACCCGCCGCGAGCGACAUGCAGGCAUGACGAGUUCGAGGACAUAGUCGACGCCGGAAGUGCGGCCACGAUGUUGUUGGACCCCAAGAACAUGGUGCACAGAUCGUUCUUUUUCGGCCCGCACGAAAUGGCAUCUAUCAAGAAACGCCUCCCUCACGAACUAAUCUCGAAAUCCUCCACCUACGAGUUGCUCACGGCAUGCCUAUGGAAGUGCCGCACGAUCGCCCUCCAGAUCGAGCCGGACGAUGUCGUCCGCCUAUCGUGCACUAUCAAUGCGCGAGGCAAGCGAGGCCUCAGCGUGCCCAGUGGCUACUACGGGAACACGUCGGUGUAUGCGACGGUGCUUUCAAAGGCGGACCAGCUGUGCAGCAGCCCGCUAGGGUACGCGGUGGACCUGGUGAAGAAAGCGAAAGGAAUGGUGAGCGAAGAAUACGUGAGGUCCUCCAUCGACACGUUGGUAACCAAGGGACGGCCGAAGUACACGACCGUCUGGAACUACGUGGUCGCCGACUCGACCAAGGUCGGGUUCGAAGAGGUCGAUUUCGGGUGGGGGAAGCCGGCGUACGGCGGCGUGGCCGGUGCAUUUCCUUUGAUCAGCUUUUACGUGAAGUACAAAACAAGAGAGGGAGAGGAGGGGAUCGUGGUGCCAAUAAUGUUGCCGGAGAGAGCAAUGCAAAGGUUUCAAGAAGAGCUGGCAAAGAUGACCGAUGAAGAGAGGGCGGGGCAUGAUCACUGUUGUGUGGAUUCAACUGCAAUUAGAUCGAACCUCUAGAAGCAUAAUUAACCAUAGAAUGUCUAAAGUCUCUCAAUCACAUACGACAAUGCUUGAAUUAUCGAAUGAAGUAGUAUCGUUCUUUGGAA